AGUCCGUGGCCCGAGGAGGAGCGGCGCGGAGGAGCCCGCCCCUUCUGGUCGGCGCCCGCGCGCCGCCUGCCGCCGGGCGGUGGGGGGAGCCCUCCGGCGGAAUGGCGCACGUGACCUACCUCGCCCGGCAGAACGACGGCCUCAUCCUGGUGGAGACCUGGGAUGACGCGAACAAAGUGACGCAGACGAUCAAGAGUCAGGCGAAGCAGCUGCUCAGAAAGCUCGGCAGCAUGCCUCCCCGGUGCUCCGUGGAGGCCGCCGGAGAUUUUGUCUUCCACUACGCCAUGGACAGCGGCGUGUGCUACAUGGCGCUGUUCGACAAGAGCUAUCCGAAGAACCUCGCCUUCGCGUUCCUCGAGGAGAUCCAGAGGCUCUUCGAGGAGGAGCUCCAGCGCGAGUUCGGGACGGGCUCCGUGGACUACAGGUCAAAGAUUGAGACGAUCGAGAAGCCGUACUACUUCAUCAAGUUCGACCGCCAGAUCACGAAGAAGAAGGCGGAGUACAAGGACCCGAAGUCGAACAAGGCGCUCGCGAAGCUCAACUCCAGCCUCAUGGAGGUGUCCAGCGUUAUGCAGAAGAACAUGGACGAGAUCCUGCAACGUGGCGAGAACCUGGAGGAGGUUGGCAACAAGGCCUCCAAGCUCAAGUACGCGUCCAAGGAGUUCGCUGGCAUGACCAAGAUGCUCAGUCUCCAGACGAUGCUGACAAAGUACGGCGUGCCGGCCGUGAUAGGUCUAUCCUACAGUGGUGCUGCUGAUCAUCUUCUUCAAGGUCUGGAAGCGGUGAGCGGCUCCUCCUCCUUCUCCUCCUCUUUCUCCUCCUUCUCCUCUUUCUUCCUCUUAUGUGUAUGGGGUUGCGCGGCUCCCGAUCCACGUGCUCGGGCGCUCGGGCGUGCCCGCGGCGGAGGAGCAGGAGCGAUGCCUGGGGAGAGCUCAGCCAACGCUCGCGCGCGCGCGCGGCAGGCGCGCGACGGCCGGCCGCGCACCCCGCGGGCGCCGCGCCCGCGCGGCGGGCCCGCGCCGCUUGCAGCCUCCGCCCGCGGCCCGCACCCCCGGCCGGCGGGCACGA
Molecule: messenger RNA, 1068 nt
Organism: Prorocentrum cordatum
Lineage: Eukaryota; Dinophyceae; Prorocentrales; Prorocentraceae
Source: the annotation of a GenBank genome assembly